Molecule: messenger RNA, 2653 nt
Organism: Blepharisma stoltei
Lineage: Eukaryota; Ciliophora; Heterotrichea; Heterotrichida; Blepharismidae
Source: the annotation of a GenBank genome assembly
AUGAACAUUUCGCGCUUUUUAAAUCCAGUUGAUCCCAGCGAGAAAAUCAACACAAUUUCGCACAAAAGAAAGCAUGAAGAAACAAAUGAAGUCGAAAAACUCCCCAAAAUCGAGCCUAAACAAGCAAUCUCACCUUUUGAUUAUUUCAAAUCAAUAAAGCCAAAAGUAUUAGAAGAAGAGAAAAAAGAAAUUGCUAUAAAAGCUGAGGAAAAAGAAGUAAAUGAUAGCGAAUCUAGCAGCGAAAGUGAAGAAGCUUUAAUUAUGAAACUUUAUUCUGAUAGGAAUUAUAAGCUGGAAAAAGAGAAAAUUAAGACUCCUCAGAGGGAAGAAAUUUAUAAAGAAAAUUUUGUGGAUGAGUCUUUGAGAUUUGUGGAAAAUGAUAAAGAUAAAGAAAUUGAGGUCUCAAAAGAGAAAUUGGAAGAUAAUUCUCCAAAAGUAGUAAAAAAACAACAGCAAAUUCGACAGUUUAACUUUGGACCUGCAAAACCUGCCUCAGAUGAAACUAAUUCUUCAACUCCAGCUCUAUCAAUAAUCUCUCCUAUUAAGCCAUUAAAAUCUCUUCCCAAAAAGACUCAAAAAGGUGAGCUACUUUCUGAUAAAUAUUCCCCAAAAUGUUUAAAGGAUUUAAUAGGAAACAAACCUCAAAUUCAGAAGCUCUUAGAAUGGUUUAAAAAGUGGCAAAGCCCAAUCUCCGAAAGAAAACAAAAUGACAAAUAUUCGGCCCGUGCUAUUCUUAUAAGCGGUCCUCCAGGUAUAGGCAAAACAACAGCAGCAAGAAUAAUCACAAAAGACCUCGGAUAUCAGCCUGUAGAAUUCAAUGCAAGCGAUACUCGCAACAAACAGAUAAUUAUUGAUAAAGCUAACUUCUUCCCUCCGCGAGCGAACAAACAACUUGCUUGAUCAUGAAGGGGGUUAUUUGUUUUUAAAUUUUUGUAUACAAUGUUUUAAUUGAAUAAAGAAAUUAAAUGUGCAAUCGACUUCUUCUGUUAGUCUUUUAUUUUAAAUUUAUUAUUUUUUGAAAUCAUUCUUUGCAUUUACUUCCCCACCCUCCUUAAAUUGGAAUCAUUUAUAGCAAAUUUCACUUUCUCCAUAGCUGAAAAUACGAAUUUUAUGGCAUAAUUUAAUGCAAAAAGUGCUAAUAGAAUUUAUUUAAAACAGUUUCCACACUGAAUCGAUUAAAUUGUAAAAUUAAUCUUCAUAAAAAUAAAUUAAAAAAUCAAAUUAAUGCUCAAUUUUUAAUAAAAUUAAUUUUAUAGAGAAAAAUUUUUUAUAAUUUUUUUUUAAAGAAAAAAUUAGCCCUUCUUAAAAUUGGAACAGGAUAUUUUGUUCAAUUUAAAGGGGGAUUAUGGUGGUGAACCCUUUGAAUAUAUAUAAAAUAAACCUUAUAAUCAUUAUUUUUCAAUAUUAUUCUCAUUAUUUAUAUUAAUUAUAAAUAAGAAACAAUACAUAAUAUAAAUUAACUUUUUUGUUUGCUCACGGAGGAUGGGUUUUUGGUCAAAAUUAGGGAUUUUCCAAUGGUCUUGUUGUUCAUAGAGGGAGUAAGCCAUUUUGUUUGAACACUUCUAUUAGAGGUCCUCAUUCAGUUGGAAAAGGAGUUUUAAUUAUGGAUGAAGUUGAUGGGAUGACCACAGGGGAUGAAGGAGGAAAUGCUGCCUUAAUUGAAUUAAUAAAACUCACAAAAAUUCCAAUUAUAUGCAUUUGUAAUGAUAGGCACUCCACAAAAAUCAAAUCCCUAGCUAACUAUUGCUUAGAUUUGAAAUUUUACAAUCCAAAUAAAGAUGAAAUCGCAAAUAAAAUUAAAGAAAUUGCAGAAAAAGAAGAACUUGAAAUUAACUACUUCCAAGCCAAAGAAAUUGCACAAAUUUCAAAUGGGGACAUGAGGCAAGCUUUAAAUUUAUUAGAAUUAGUGAAAAAAGGAAGCGAUUUAAGGAACUCCGGAAAAGACAAGGCUGUAUGUUUGUCUAAUUUUGAGGCAGCAAAAGAGCUAUUUAACCAAAAAAAAAAUAAAUUUGAGAGCAAAAUUGAUUUAGUUUUGAUUGAUUAUGAUUUUAUUCCUAUGCUAGUCCAAGAAAACUAUAUAGACGUAACUGAAAAAUUAUCUGACAUUUCAGAAUCAGCUGACUCAAUAGCCUUAUCUGACAUAAUCAUGUCUCAAAUAAAAGGUCAGCAAAAUUGGUCACUCCUUCAUAAUUUCGCCACGACUUCCUCAAUAAUCCCCACAUCCUUUACAAACCAAUACAUAGACGUCCUACGAUUCCCUGAGUUACGCUCAAAAGGAUCAUCUCUAAACAAAUCAAACCGAAUCUUUAUAGAAACCAAGCAAAGCUUAAUGCACACUUCCCUAGGCGUCUGCAAUGAAGGUAUCGAAAACUACGCCAAUUGUUUAUAUUCCUGGGUAAUCCAGCUAUUAAACGAAGAAAAAAUUGAUGAAGCUGUAGAAGUCCUGCUAAAUUAUAGGAUAAAUACUGAUAUGCUUAAAGAGCAUCUUCCACAUUUUUCUACCUUAGAAAUGAAAGAGGCAUAUUCAAAAAUUUCAAAAUCUGUUAAAACCAAGCUUUCCAAGAGGAUUUUCACAUCUCAAAAAACAGUGAAAACAAGUGAAGAAGCUGAAGAUGAAGAGACUGAAGCGAGUGUUAUGGUAGAAUUAAUCUAA